Messenger RNA from Zootoca vivipara (common lizard), 7620 nucleotides. RefSeq names its product adhesion G protein-coupled receptor D1 (gene ADGRD1). Gene Ontology annotation, molecular function: G protein-coupled receptor activity. Gene Ontology annotation, cellular component: plasma membrane. The record is from RefSeq and is a predicted model, not a curated record. Gene Ontology annotation, biological process: cell surface receptor signaling pathway; adenylate cyclase-activating G protein-coupled receptor signaling pathway. NCBI's taxonomy places the organism in Eukaryota, Metazoa, Chordata, Lepidosauria, Squamata, Lacertidae.
UUGAGCAGAAAGCAUGACAUCAUUUUGACUUUCUCUCCACCCAAAGAGGAGUGGGAUGGAGGUGUAAACUUCAGCCACCCAGUCUGUACGGGAAGAGAGCAACUCAGUCCAGCCCAGUUCCUAUGGGAAAGAGGAAGAACUGGUGGAUAAUCAGAAUGGAUCUCCUUCAUUAUUGAUCAGCCCAGUCCUCACCCCCUGGCUUCAGACAGAAACUAGAUAUUUCUAAAAAAGGGAGUGGAAGGCAGAAAACGACGCUUGGGAAUAAGAUCUAUGGGCAGGAAUCUGCAUGUGUAACUUUCCAGAUUCUUUCCACGGGAUGGUACCGAUUUCACUUAAACUAUUCAUCUUUGCUCAGUUCCUUGGAAUUUAAUUUACCGGCCAAUGAAGUAUUCCACCUUCAAAGGGGAAAAAAAAGCAUUUGUUGUCGGGCAUCGGCAAGGGAUCACCUCUUCUCCUGUGAACGGAUUAUCUUCUUUGAUCCUUCCUGGAAAAUGCCCCUUCGAAAAGAAUACAAACUUGUGCAGAGUUUGUGCACUGUGAACUGAGGACAACUCACUGGAGAGUUUGCUUUGGUUUUCACUUCCAGCACGGGAACUAUGGAGAAUUUGUUGUCCCUGUUGUGUUGCCUCUCUCUGCUGAUUUUAUUUCAGGUGUAUGGAAACCAUACCUGGCUACGCAAACACCCAGGUUUUGAUGUCCUGGCCCAAGCAUCGCAUUAUUGGCCCCUGGAGGCUGUGGAAGGAAUCCAUGAGUUGCGAGACGCGAAUGGAGCUUUAAGAUUCCACAACUUCACUGUGCUUCCUUCCCAUAAUUCUACUUUUGUAUAUACCAAUGAUUCUGCCUACUCUAACUUCUCUGCAACUGUAGAUAUUGUAGAGGGAAUAGUGAACAAAGGUAUCUGCGUCCCAGCUGUUAAAGGAAUGACCUUCCUCCUUUUUGGAAGCUCUCAGAACUCUUGCAUUGUUAACCCGGAAUUCUGUGAACCUGAAGGUGUAACCUUCUCUUUUUUCUGGAAGACUCAGGAGCAGCAGACAAAGCCACCUCCUGCAUAUGGCGACCAGGUACUUUCCAGUGGAUUUAAAGUCUACUUCAGUGAAAGCAAAGGGUCUAUAGAGCUCUUUAACCACCAGACUUCAAAGAAGUGGGAAGCUGAUUUCAUUCCGCCAGGUCCCCAAUGGACUCAUGUUCUGUUUACCUGGAAAUCUGAAGAUGGCUUGAAAGUCUAUGUCAAUGGAACCUUAAAUACCACUGAUCCAAAGGGGACACUUUUCUACAGCUACGAUGACUCCAAUUCAAACAUGUUGACAGGGUCAGAGGGUGACCAGGCUAAGCGUUACGUCAAUGGGGCUUUUGAUGAAUUUAUCAUAUGGGAAAGAGUGCUCACGGCCAAUGAGAUUGAGCAGUAUUUUACUGCUGCUGUAGGUGACCAGUCAUUGUUUUCUUCAGCAGCUCCAUGGGGAUGGCAGGGAACUGCAACCCUUCCGAUGCUGUCCAGAAAUGCAUACCAGCCCAUAAUAAUUAACCUUACAGAGGAGAGAGGAAACUUUCACCGGCCAUAUACCAUGUUGGACUAUUUAGGAAACAUUUCCCAUGCCUUACCCAACGAGUCACUUACGGCAAAUACGGCCUUCAACCUUACUGAGGUCUUCUUUAAAACUGUGGAAGGUGUGCUUUCGUUUCACGGCUGGAAUGAAAUGUCACAGACAGUACCCAUUGCUCAAGACUUAGUUGAAACAAUUGACAGUGUGAUGUUUCAUGUGGGCCGCAAUCUUGGAGGAAGCCCAUCAGCCAUAACAGUCGAAGGCACAUCAUCUGUGGCAGAUUACUCUUUGGUCAAGAUGCCUCCUCUACACCUGAGCGUGCCCCACUACCGUUUCCCAUUGGAAGGGCAGAGUUAUAUAUCUAUUCCUGGAGAAGCGUUUCAGAACAAAGCUUGGAUAACCAUUGUGGGACUUCUCUACCAUACCAUGCACCAGUUCUUCGGAAGUAUCAGACCAAUAGAAACAAAAAUUCCUGGAGCUGCUGCCUGCAAGGACUGCAUGAUUUUUGCAAGCAGCUACCUUAUCUCCCUGAAAGUGGAGCCCCCGCCGACAUUGUCCCACAAUUUGUCCGGUUCUCCUCUCAUUACCAUCCAUUUGAGACACAGGCUGACCGCUCCCCAAUACAGCCAAGUCAUGAACGAAAGCAACCGAGCGAACUUUUACUGUGCCUUUUUGGAUUACAGCAACGGAAGUGGUGUUUGGUCUAAUGAAGGCUGCGUGCGUGAUGAAGGGGAUGCCAACUAUUCGGUCUGUUUGUGUAACCAUCUCACAAACUUUGCCAUUUUGAUGCAAGUUGUACCACUCAAGCUCUCAGCGGGACACAAGGUGGCGCUGUCCUCCAUCAGUUACAUCGGCUGCUCCAUUUCCAUCUUCUGCCUGAUGAUCACAUUGGUCACGUUUGCGGUUCUGUCCUCUGUCAGCACCAUAUGUAACCAACGCUACCACAUCCAUGCCAACCUGUCAUUUGCCAUUUUAGUGGCUCAGAUCCUACUGCUUAUAAGCUUCCAGUUCAAUCCUGGGACGGUGCCCUGCAAAAUCCUCGCCGUUCUCCUCCAUUUCUUCUUCUUGAGUGCUUUUGCAUGGAUGCUAGUGGAAGGAUUUCAUCUCUACAGUAUGGUGAUCAAAGUGUUUGGAUCUGAAGAAAGCAAGCAUUUAUACUACUAUGGAAUUGGAUGGGGCUGCCCACUGCUGCUCUGUGUCAUCUCAGUAACGUCAGCUGUGGAAAGCUAUGGAGAGGACAACUGCUGGCUUUCGCUGAAGAAUGGCACAAUCUGGGCUUUUGUGGCCCCAGCUCUGUUUGUAAUUGUAGUUAACAUCGGCAUUCUCAUUGCAGUCACCAGAGUCAUCUCAAGAAUAAGUGCAGAAAACUAUAAGGUGCACGGGGAUGCUAAUGUGUUCAAGUUGACAGCCAAAGCAGUUGCUGUCUUGUUGCCUAUCUUGGGAAGCUCGUGGAUUUUAGGUGUUCUGGCGGUCAACGCGCAUGCAUUGGUGUUCCAGUACAUGUUUGCAAUAUUCAACUCCUUGCAAGGGUUCUUCAUAUUCCUAUUUCACUGUCUCCUGAACUCAGAGGUUAGAGCUGCCUUUAAACACAAAACCAAGGUGUGGUCUCUCACCAGCAGUUCGAUCCGCAACAUCAAUGUGAAACCUUUCAACUCGGACAUUAUAACUGGGAACAGGCCAGGAACAGCCCCCACUAAACUCAACACUUGGGACAAGAGUACCAAUUCAGCAAACAAGAUUGAUCUUUCAGCAGUUUGAUGGCAAACCCUAAUGGCCCUCCUCUCUGAUAUCCAAACCACAUCCUCAGGAUCUUCGACAUGCUGCCUGCCUGUCCAGUAUUUUCUCAGAAUUUGUGCCAGUAGGAACCACUCCUUUAACCACCACCUGCUAAAUUGGGGAGGGAAUUUCCCAUGCUGCAUUGGAUUGAGUCAGUCUUUCCAGCUUCUGUUAGCAUUGCUUACUGCCUGCCACUUGUCCAUUGGAAAUAGCUGUGGAAUAGCUAGUGACAAAAUACACUGGAUUGUCUUGUAAACAGCAACAGAGACAGUAAGUUUGGGGAAAUGGAUUGUACUCCCUCAGUAAUGGGACUUCGGACAUUUAACGGCACCUCAGGAAUGAUGAUCAUGACAUGCUUUUCCGCCUUGCAAAGCAAAUGUGUGUUUUUGUGUGUGGCAUUAUUAAAACAGGCCCAUUCCUGUCUAGCGCUACAACCCCCAUUUGCAUUAAAUAAUAUGAGCAGUCCAAUUACCCAGGAGAAGCAUAGCCAGAGAACACCCGGCCAACAGACAUUUCACCUGGAAGUGGCAUGGAAAUCAAAGACAGAUGGGGAAAUAGAGUCAGGAUCAGACAAUGUAUCACGUGGUACAUUGGCCUUGGGACCAACAAUGAUGGCAGAUGUUGAGUGUGUAUGGCCUAUACAUCUGUUUGCCAGAAUCAACGACUGUCUGCCGAAUAGAUUUUGCGGACAGAAUUAACCUGUAUGCUUUUGGGAAUCAUAACAGAGCUGACUCUUGGGUUUAUCUGUCUUCUUUACCUGGCAGCAUAGGAUGCUGAAUGCCAAACAGGAGCACCCUCUCCCCACAAAGAAAUGCAAAACAAAACGAAAACACUUUCAUACAAAUCAGCAACGAUAAGAAGAAAAAUUACUGUGAAGUCGACUGCAGCUGGGAUUGUGUUAUUAUCCACAAAUGUUGUUGUUUUAUUUUAUUUCAUCUCCUGAUAAACAAACCUUUAGUCUUUCCAGCAGUGCAGUGAUGCAAUGUCUUUUGAAGGGGAAAGCAACACCUGUUUUAACCCUACAAAUGUAUUUUUUCCCUUAUUGGCUUUGCUACUCGUGUUUAUUUUCUGAUACAGUUCCAAGAAUUGCAUAGACUCAGUUCAAGCCACCUUUGCAGCCAUAAGGGCUGGCAGAUGGCUUUCUUAAACAGGCCAGCGCAAGGGGUUCUCACCACCAUUGCCCGCUUGCCCAGCACUGCUUCCUUGCAGUGAGAGGUGGCUGGGAAAGUGCUUACAUCGUUGCCACAACAGCUAGAAAUCCUGUUUAAGCUCAGGGCUUACCCACACUUACCUUUCCUCCAUGUUUUCCAGGCACAGUCCACACGUUAAAAUUUUGUGUCUGGGUAUCUUUUGUUGUUGUUCCAGAGCUUUCCCUGCAAAAAACCACUCUUUAAAGCUGAAUCAGACCAAACAGCAAUCUGUGGACAACUCAAAUUAUUGUGCUUCUGCUUUAAAGGGUGGGUUUUUGCAAAGAAAGCAUUUUGUGGGGGGGAUGUGGACCUGUGCCUGGAAAAAGUGGAGCAAAAGAGAAAUGUGGGUAAGUACUCAGUAAAUAAUAAUAAUAAUUUUAAAAAAUCAAUUAUAUUAAUGUAAAUUCAUCCCCGUGCUCCCAGGUUUAAACUGAACCUUUUAGCUGCCUUGGUGGUGGUACAGGCCUCCUCCUGGCUGCUUUGCCUAGAAUGCCUCACUCUCUGGAAGAAUCCCCUUGGUUCUUUCUCAGAGUGAGGAAUAACAGGAGAAGGGUAGAGAAACCACCAGCGGGGCAGAGCUGCAGCUUGCAGCUCUUCUUCUUCUUUUUCUCCUUCUCCUUCUUCUCCUUCUUCUUCUUCUUCUUCUUCUUCUUCUUCUUCUUCUUCUUCUUCUUCUUCUUCUUCUUCUUCUUCUUCUUCUUCUUCUUCUUCUUCUUCUUCUCUUCAUGCCUGCAACAUGAGAGGGGGCAGAGGUGAUUGUGAUUCAAGUGUAGGAUCUCAUCAGAUACAGAGGAUGGGAGGCAUGUCUUAUUUAUUUAUUUAUUUAUUUCGUAAGCCUUAUACACCAUGUAAAACAAAAUGAGCAAACCUUCCAAGUGGUUUGCAGAAAGGAUAAAACAAUAAAAUCAUUGGCAAAAAAAGCAAUUAAAGGAGCUAUUUGAAACAUUUUUUUGAGCUGGAGAGAGAACGGCAACCCAAGCAGAGCAGAACAGGACCAGCAAAGAAUGAGGCAACCAAUGGAGCGAGCUGCUUGACACAGCUGCUUCAUUCUGCUUCCUGAUUGGUCUGGCCCUGAGUAUUAUUUUUUUUAAAAAAUGAAAGGGGUAUGCUUGAGACUAGAGUUCAGGGGUAGAGCAUCUGCUUUGCAUGCAGAAGGUCUCAGCUUCAAUCCCUUGCACCUCCCACUUUGGCAGGGAAAGGCUCCCAUCUGAAACCUUGGAGAGCGGUUGCCAUUCAAGUUCAAUGAAGGUCUGCCUUCAGAGGUCUUCUAAAAGUUGUAUAGUUCUUUAUGUCUUUGACAUCUGAUGGGAGGGCAUUCCACAGGGUAGGCACCACUGCCGAGAAGGCGUUCUGCCUGGUUCUCGCAGUGAGGGAACCACCAGAAGGCCCUCGGAGCUGGACCUCAGUGUCUGGGCUGAACGACAGGGGUGGAGAUACUCUUUCAGGUACAUAAUGUUGCAGGCACGAUGUGCUGUGGUUGGCUCUGAAAAGGAAGGGAAAGUGGAUAUUUUGCAGAAGAGUGGAGCGGGGGCAGAAUCUGCAAGCCAGUGCAAUCGUCCUGGGCUCCCAACGAUGGGAAAUUGUGGCUGUUACGUCUGUACCAGUUUAUGCCUGUUUUAUUUUAUGACCGCAUGGUGAAGUUAAGUAACUCAAUUUCCAUGCUUUGCAUGUACAUAUUUAACAACACCUUUUUAAUGUGUGGUGGUUUUCGGAGCUAGAAAACACUGUAUUAAGAACUGUUUCUUUGAAAAUCAUUUUUAAGAAUCCUCUUUUCUUUGAUCAGACGCACUUUCUGAUCAGACACACAGGGUAGUGUUUAUGUGUGCAUGUUGUGGAGGCUGGGCCAUUAGGGGAAAUGGAAGCCCAUCCCCAUCAACAUUAUUCCCCUCCUGCCUGUCUUCUCACUUAGAACUACUGCCUGUUAGCUUCUUCCUCCUUGGUCUGUGUUGUCCUUGCAGAACUCAGCAGAGAGGCGAAUGGGGACAAAACUAGAAUUAGUUGACCUUUGAUGGGUUCUAACUACACCUGUCAUUGACUUCGGCUCUGCCUUCCUCCUUACCAAUCCCAAUGGACACCAGCCACCUCUGUGGGCAUGGCACAUAAGCACUGAAAAUGAGUAAGCCAUAAAUGUUGCUUUUGCAUCUUUUCCUGUUCCUCAUGCUGGACCUUGUGCAUUUCCUCACUGCUUUGCACAGUGCAAUAAAUGUACCAAAGAAGGAACAUUCUAACAAAUCUCUUCCUCCUCUUCUUCCACAGCCCUUUUCUAAAGUAUGAAAGUUUUGCCAUUUAUUUAUGGGCUCUAUAAUGUAGCUUUUGUGAUACGUCUACUUCAAGACAGCACUGUGUUGACGACAAUAUGGAACCUUAAUGGAAUGAGAUGUGAGUUAAAAAUAGAUUAUGUAGCAGCAAUGAUGACUUUGCCUCUAAAGUAAUAAAAUGGUUGAUAUGACUGCUCCCCCUGCUGCCUCUCAAAAUGAAAAAACAACAACAACCACCAACUUUCAAUUUCUUAAUAAAGAUGAAUGUGAGCUUGCUCAUUUUUUUCUCCCUGUCAUUGUAGAUUAUAAGAGCAUGGCAGGGGCUGAGGGGUGGGUGUGUUGUAGCGCUAUGAACAUCAACACUUGGGAGAGGAUGCAAAGGAUUCUGCCACUAGGGACCAAAUGAGAGUUUUAGCACAAGGCACAGCCUAGGCAAUGUAAGUAUCCACUGAACAUCUAUACCCUUUUUCAUUUCCUUCUGGGCAAAUCUUGGGGGCAGGGAGACAGGCACAAGCCAGUGAUGCAAUGAAGCCGAAAGUAAAAGUGGGCACAGCAAUGGAAUGCAAUUUUUACCCUUUUACAAUGGUCUAGUUUCUACACGCACUAGUCACACAGCCCUCUCUUUCCUCCAUCAGAGGCCACACCAAAGUUAGCAUGGCUGCCUUGAGUGCAUGAACAAAAGGUAUGUUGUUACAGGUAGGUAGCCGUGUUGGUCUGAUUCGAAGCAGAAUAAAAAAAAUUCCUUCUGUAGCACCUUAAAGACCAACUAAGUUUUUAUUUUGGUAUGAGCUUUCAUGUGCAUGCACACUUCUUCAGAUACACUGAAACAGAAGAGCCAGACCCUUAUGUAUAUUC